UGCCAUAAAAUUAUAUUUGUUUGUAAACAACAACAGCAACUGUAGAAUUUCGUCAGGAAAUUAGAAAAAUUUAAAGUCAUCCGAUUGCAUAAAUGAGCACAAAUAUAUUCCAAAGAUAUAUUCGAUACACUGUCUAGAGGACACAACCCACCGAACACUGUAAGAGACCGAGGGAAAGACAAGCAGCGUCUUUGUUUUGGUUUUCACGAAAAAAAAACAUGUGUUGAGGCGUAGAAGAAGAAGAACAAUAACAACGCAUUUUCCACACUUCUUUGGGAUCAGCAACAGUCGUAAUAUUUUUUGGAACAAGAAGGAGCUGCCGUAAUGUCGCAAAUCGACAAUAUUUUCAUUCAAGUGAGGGCUCGUUUGCGCUCCGAGGGCAUCAAGUUGUGGGAGGAACCGUACUAUUCCGAGGAUUUGGGCAGCAUCGAGGCGGCCAUGGAGAACCUAGCCGCUAAGUACUCUGACUACUUUGGCAUUGCCUCCGAUCACUGCAAGUGCGUCCUCACCGAGCUGCAGGACAAUGCCCUCCGAAAGCUGGCUGCCCGCCAGGAGUUCUCCGUCACUGGAAUGGCCACCUUUAAGGUGCGUCGAAUUGACAAUCGUGGCGGCACCACCACCAUGCUGGACAUCAAAUGUGACCUCAACUCUCUGGGCUCUGAUCUUCAGGCCGCCAUAGCUGACAAGUUGAAGCUGCCGGAUGCCAAUCAUGUGAAAUGCAUUGCCGGUGGCAAGAUGGUGGCCUCCAAUGUCACCCUGUCCGCCCAGCAGCUGAAGAACAACCAGCAGUUGAUUGUGAUUGUCGGCCAGGCCGAUAACCGGAAUGGAGCACUUUACGAGAGGAUCAAUCGAAUCAAGAAGGAUGUGGAGACGGUGGUUUCGUCGGAUAAUCAAAUGAUGGAGAUGGAAGACCAGAAUGGCAGUCCCGUCUUCCUCCCACCCGCCGAGAAUCGUGCCCUGCUCAUGGGUCUGGGCUUCUGUGAAAAGGCACGAGCUGCCAUGCAACGCGAGGACUACGAGGAGGCCCUGUUGCUGCUCCUGGAGGCGGAUGAGCGGUUUGCCACUUGCAACUCACAGUUCCUUGAGUCCGUUGACAACUAUGCCCUUCUCAACCUGGACAUUGUGUGGUGCUAUUUGUGCCUCAAGAACGUGACCCAGUUGCCGGAUGCCGAUCGUCGCUUGGGAAUCUGUGAGAAGAGCUUCAAACGGAGCUAUGGCGAAGGCUUCAAGAGACUGUAUUCCCUCAAGGGCAAAGCCUGUCCCGAAAGGGCUCUCAUCAUGCGGCUGCACUUGCUCCAGGGUGUGGUCCUCUUCCACCAGAAUCGUCGCGACGAGGCAUUUGAACGCUUCGAACAGGCUUCCGCCUUGUUGGGGGAACUGAAAGUCAACGAGCACGACCUAACCACGCUGAUGGAGAUGGGCUUCGAGCUAAGCGAGUCCCGGCUGGCUCUCCGGUCCUGUUCCGGUUCCCGUGAUGUCGGCCAGGCUAUUCAGUUCAUCCAGGAGCGUCGGCAGCAGUUGAAGAAUGCCCGGAAACAGUCCAAGGCGGAGAGAUCCAUGCAAAGGAAGUACAAUAGAUCCAAGAACAAGGACUGCGAUUGGGUGAAUCCUAGGAGUAUUUGCACGCUGACCGAAAUGGGUUUCGAUCGUCGAUUGGCCAAACUGGCGCUACAAAGAAGCAACAACGAUGUGCCACAAGCGGUGGAACUCCUGCAGACCCAGUUCGAUGAUCUGGUGUCUGCCUUGCCCAGAACCAGUGUCUCUGCGGAUGACGAUCAGCUGAAGCAUCUCCUCCAUUUGGGCUUUGAAGAGACCGCCGUACGGGCAGCCCUCGAAAGCACCCACAAUGAUGUGGAGAGAGCCAUUGAAUUUUUGCUACGCUCCUUCCAAACUGAAGAGGAGCUCAAGGAAACCAUGGAUCGAAUCCGAAAUCUAUCAAUCCAAGAGAAUGAGCCCUCUACCUCCAGCUCUAGCUUGAGUUCAAUGUCGCCACUAUUGUCGCCAAUUAUGAACUCAGUUCUACGUCAAGCUCAAGAAGAGAUAGAUGCCAUGCAGGCCUAUCAGCGUUUCAACUCGGACAUCAACCAGAAUGAUCAGGACUAUUUGGAUUUGCCAUUGGUUCUGGAAGAGCAACUCCUGGCAGAGUAUCGUCACCUUCUAGAGCAGUAAGGUUCAUACAUAUUUUUUGUUUUUUUGUAACUAAACCGGUUUCCUAUGGAGAGAUAACUGUAAUCAUGACUUGUAUAUUGCAAAUCGUUGUUUUAUAAUGGCACUUAAGUGGCAUUCAUUCAACUACAUAGCCCCUUCCCCUA
Messenger RNA from Drosophila bipectinata, 2312 nucleotides. RefSeq names its product NEDD8 ultimate buster 1. The record is from RefSeq and is a predicted model, not a curated record. Gene Ontology annotation, molecular function: protein binding. Gene Ontology annotation, biological process: regulation of ubiquitin-dependent protein catabolic process. NCBI's taxonomy places the organism in Eukaryota, Metazoa, Arthropoda, Insecta, Diptera, Drosophilidae.